Heterostelium album PN500 is the source of this 615-nucleotide messenger RNA. Its product is annotated as proteasome maturation factor UMP1 family protein. Lineage: Eukaryota; Evosea; Eumycetozoa; Acytosteliales; Acytosteliaceae. Bases 1 to 615 code for a protein of 204 amino acids. Gene Ontology annotation, cellular component: cytoplasm; nucleus. Gene Ontology annotation, biological process: proteasome assembly. The transcript has 5 exons. The record is from RefSeq and is a predicted model, not a curated record.
AUGGCAAACAGAGUCGAAUUAGGAGAUUUCACAUUACCAGAAUUGAAAACCAAUGAUUCACAGUUUCAAUCACACAGAUACUCUCAUCCAGUUGAGAGCAUACAAUUAAAUCAAUACAUAGUAGUUAAACAAAAGAAAAUAGAUAGAGAUAAGAUAAUGUUCGAUAAAUUAUCAUUGCUAUUGCUAUUCAACAACAAAAAUAGCGAUACGUUGACAAAUAGUGUCUAUAUAGAUAAUAGACAAUAUAGAUCGAUUGAUCAUAUGAUAGAUAGUUAUGUUAAGAUGGAAUUAAAUUGUUAUAAAAGAAAUGAUUAUAUUUAUUUGUUUCAAGAGAGUGUAGAUAAUAGAUUAAAGAAUUUUGCAGUUUCAAAUGUAUUUGGACAACAAUUGACAAUGCACUACGAAAUCGAAAAGCAAAUUUAUUCACAAUUCCGUAGAUUACCAACAUUACCAAGCUCGAUGGUCGGUUUAGAGACUGUUCUUGGUUUGGAUGAAGAUUUUGAUUUUGCAGACUUCUUGAAUGAUCCAAUGAUGUCAGAGAAGCCAUUACCAACUUUACACGAUGCUAUGGAAAUCAGAUUGGGAAUGACCAAGCCAAGUAUUCUUAAAUUUUAA